AAGAGAGAGACCGAGAGAGAGGGGAGGGGGGAAAGGAAAAGAAAGGAAGAAGUUGAUCAACUGUUAAAAAGCUAAAAGACUUUUCUCUCUCUCUUCUCCUUUCUUUCAGUGUUUCCGCAAUUCCGCUAUAGCUUUUGGUUUUGAAUGUUCAGUUAAUCCUUUUUUUUUUUCUGUAAUUUUGAUCCGAGUCUCCUUUUUCUUUGGGCUCUGCCAUUUUCCGAGAUAUUCUUCAGGUCAAUUCUCGUUCGCAUUGAAAAGCAAGAAUAGAACAUUUUUGUUUUGUUUCGUUUUUUCCUCUCCAUAUAAUCAGAUCCAUGGAUUUUUCCACAUUUCGUGGAAAGUGAAAGUUCUUUUAACUUUCUACAAUCUUGUUCGUUUUCUUUCAUCCAAAAAAAAAAAAAAAAAAUUGUGAAUUCAUAGUUUUCACGUGUCCCGAACCGUUGCAACAAUAAUAAGGUUUUCUUCUCUGGGUUUUGUAAAUUUUCCCAUUUGAUUACGUUUCGUGAUCGGAAAAAUGAAGCUUGUGGUUCGCGUAAUGGAGGCUAGGAAUCUUCCGGCGAUGGAUCUGAAUGGGCUGAGCGAUCCGUACGUGAAAUUGCAGUUGGGAAAACAGAGGUCGAAGACCAAAGUGGUGAAGAAAAGCUUAAAGCCUUGUUGGGGCGAGGAGUUCAGCUUCAGGGUUGAGGAUCUCAAAGAGGAGUUAGUUGUCUCUGUUUUGGAUGAAGAUAAGUACUUCAACGACGACUUUGUUGGGCAAGUCAAGAUUCCUGUUUCCCGAGUUUUGGAUGCGGAUAGCAAGUCCCUUGACACUGCUUGGUACCCUCUUCAACCCAGAAACAAGAAGUCCAAGAACAAGGAUUGUGGUGAAAUUCUUCUUUUUAUAUGCUUCUACAGAAGCAAUUCGUUUUCGGACUUGAAUGGUAAUGGUGAUCUUGCACCCCAUUUGAGAAAGAGUGUUGAUAUGGAAAGUGAAUCACCUUCGAGGUCUUUCAGUAGUGCAUCAAGCACGGCUUCUCCUGCAAGACAAGAAGAGAUUUUAUCAUGUAAGGAAGAGAAGGCUUGUGCACAGAAAACCAUUGCCAGUCGAAUUGCUCAGAUCUUUAAUAAAAAUCCAGAUACAGCUUCGAAUCCCUCUCGUAGAAGUACCGACUUGUUUGAGAUAUCUGAAACGGUUGGGCCCGAGGAGUGUGAUAACAAGUCUGAAGAUGAGUCUUCUUCUAGCAGUUUUGAAGAAGUAAUGAAGAUAAUGGAGUCGAGAGAUCAAGGAAGCGACAUCCCAAGCAAUUUACCAGGAGGGGUGCUUCUUGAUCAAUUGUAUGCUAUUGCACCGUGGGACCUAAACUCUCUACUAUUUUCGUUGGAUUCAAGUUUUCCAAAGUCAAUUGCCGAGUUGCAGGGAAGUACGGAAUUGCAGCUAGGAUCUUGGAAGUUUGAUAAUGGUGGUGAGAGCUUGAAGCGAGUGAUCACUUACAUCAAGGCUGCUACUAAGUUAAUCAAGGCUGUUAGGGCCACUGAGGAGCAGACGUAUCUCAGAGCUGAUGGGAAGGUUUUCGCAGUUUUAUCCAGCGUUAGCACUCCUGAUGUCAUGUACGGAAGCACUUUUAAGACAGAAGUUCUUUACUGUAUUACACCUGGGCCAGAGUGUUCAUCUGGAGAACAAACUUCACGCUUGGUAAUAUCUUGGAGGACGAAUUUUCUUCAGAGUACCAUGAUGAAAGGGAUGAUAGAAAAUGGAGCCAGGCAAGGGCUGAAGGAGAGCUUUGAGCAGUAUGCAAGUCUGUUAUCUCAGAAUGUCAAGCCAGUUGACUCGAAGGAGGUCGGAUCCAACAAGGAACAGGUUUUGGCAUCACUGCAGGCAGCGGAGUCCCAAUCAGAUUGGAAGCUGGCAGUGCAGUAUUUUGCUAAUUUCACUGUAUUCUUCACAUUUUUUAUGGGAUUGUAUGUGCUUGUUCACAUUUGGCUGGCCAGACCAGAUGCUAUUCAAGGGCUGGAGUUUGUUGGGCUUGACUUGCCGGAUUCUAUUGGUGAAUUUAUCGUGUGUGGCGUGCUGGUGCUUCAAGCUGAACGUGUGCUGGGGUUGAUUUCAAGGUUCAUGCAGGCCAGAGGGCAAAAAGGCAGUGAUCAUGGUGUGAAAGCGCAAGGAGAUGGGUGGUUGCUCACUGUUGCCUUGAUUGAAGGAAGUAACUUAGCAGCUGUUGAUGCAAGUGGGUUCUCUGAUCCAUACGUGGUGUUUACUUGCAAUGGGAAAACUAGAACUAGUUCAAUUAAGUUCCAGAAGUCUAAUCCUCAGUGGAAUGAAAUAUUUGAAUUUGAUGCAAUGGACGAGCCUCCUUCUGUGCUGGAUGUGGAAGUUUGUGAUUUUGAUGGACCUUUUGAUGAUGCAACAUCUCUGGGGCAUGCUGAAAUCAAUUUUGUGAAAACAAAUAUAUCAGAUUUGGCUGAUGUGUGGGUCCCUUUGCAAGGAAAGUUAGCUCAGGCUUGUCAGUCUAAGCUCCAUUUAAGAAUUUUCUUGGACAAUACAAGAGGUGGCAAUGUUGUUGAAGAUUACUUGAGUAAGAUGGAGAAGGAGGUGGGGAAGAAGAUAAAUGUGCGUUCUCCUCAAACAAAUUCGGCAUUCCAGAAGCUUUUUGGGCUUCCACCAGAGGAAUUUCUUAUCAAUGAUUUUACCUGUCACUUGAAGCGAAAGAUGCCCCUGCAGGGCCGUUUAUUUCUCUCGCCAAGAAUAAUUGGGUUCCAUGCAAAUCUGUUUGGACACAAGACAAAGUUCUUCUUCCUCUGGGAGGACAUAGAAGAUAUCCAAAUUGAUCCUCCUACUCUGUCAUCUAUGGGUAGUCCAAUUAUUGUGAUCACUCUUUGGCAAGGCAGAGGUAUUGAUGCAAGGCAUGGCGCAAAGACACGGGACGCAGAAGGCAGGCUGAAAUUCCAUUUCCACUCCUUUGUAUCUUUUAAUGCAGCUAAUAGGACUAUCAUGGCACUAUGGAAGGCUAGAUCCUUGAGUCCUGAGCAGAAGGUGCGAAUUGUUGAAGAAGAAUCUGAAGCCAAAAGCCUUCAAAGUGAUGAGAGUGGGUCUUUUUUGGGCCUUGAUGAUGUCAUCAUGUCUGAGGUUUAUUCUUCUGUUCUCUCUGCUCCAACAAGCUUCUUCAUGGAGUUUUUCAGUGGGGGUGAAUUGGAGCGUAAAGUAAUGGAAAAAGCUGGUUUCCUUGACUAUUCCCAAACCCCGUGGGAAUCAGAGAAGGGUGAUGUCUAUGAGAGGCAAACAUGUUACAAAUUUGCCAAGAGUAUUUCACGUUAUGGAGGAGAGGCCAGAAGUACGCAGCAAAGAAUCCCACUUUCUGAUAGAAAUGGUUGGACCAUUGAAGAGGUUAUGACUCUCCAUGGAGUUCCGCUCGGUGACCAUUUCAAUCUUAACCUUAGAUACCAAGUUGAGGACUUGCCAUCAAAACAAAAGGGAUGUCAGGUAAAAGUACAUUUUGGUAUUGCCUGGCUCAAAAGCACUCGGAACCAGAAAAGGAUUACAAAGAAUAUUCUUCAGAAUCUGCAAGGUCGCUUGAAGGUAUUUGUCGGUGUAAUUGAGAAGGAAUUUGCAACAAAAUAGCUAAAUGAAAUUGGUGGCCUCAUCUGAAUGGAUAUUUCCACACGGGACAACUAAUAUUACUUCAUGAAACACCUUCUUGUGGAUGUCAUCUCUGUCCAAUUCCACAUGCUUAAGCGCAGAUGGACAGAAGUUCAGGCCAAGCUCUUCAAAGUGGAAUUUAAAUUUGGAACCAACUGGUUUGUUGCUUGUCCGAUUUUCAAGAACGCGAUUUUAUCAGCCGUUCUACAGUCUUAGACAGAAAAAAUGGCUUCUGACGUGGGGUUUAGGCUUCAGCAGAAGAAUGCAAGGUCUUAGUAUGCACAAGACUCUGUGGGUGGUGACAAACUGGUUUUCAUCGCCGUGUAAGAAAUUAUUCUACAUUCUUUUCCAUCACAUGUUUGACAGGUAGAUGGUUUAGUGUAAUAGGCUUUAAGUAGAUGUUUGUGAAUGUACUGAGAUGGAAUUCAAGGUCCAUCUCAAUGUUCGUUUUAUAUGCUAACAGAGAAGAAUUUGAAUGAAGCAAAAGUUGGUACUU
Morus notabilis is the source of this 4109-nucleotide messenger RNA. RefSeq names its product C2 and GRAM domain-containing protein At1g03370. The transcript is spliced from 8 exons. The record is from RefSeq and is a predicted model, not a curated record. Lineage: Eukaryota; Viridiplantae; Streptophyta; Magnoliopsida; Rosales; Moraceae. Bases 515 to 3595 code for a protein of 1026 amino acids.